Molecule: messenger RNA, 3853 nt
Organism: Labrus mixtus (cuckoo wrasse)
Lineage: Eukaryota; Metazoa; Chordata; Actinopteri; Labriformes; Labridae
Gene: dhx16
Product: DEAH (Asp-Glu-Ala-His) box polypeptide 16
Exons: 20
Coding region: 15-3182 (1055 amino acids)
Cellular component (GO): intracellular anatomical structure; catalytic step 2 spliceosome
Molecular function (GO): RNA binding; ATP binding
Source: RefSeq, a predicted model, not a curated record
UUUCAACAGGCACCAUGGCCAAUCUGGAGCAGUGGGUGAAUGACCGUCUCCAUGACAUCCUGGGGUUGAGUGACCGAUACGUUUCUCAGUUCAUGAUCGGCACUGCACGGAGAGCCUCGAGCCAUCAGGACUUUGUGAGUCGCCUCGAGCAGACUGGAACAAUCGACAUCGACCAGAGUGUGAUUUCCUUUGCGCAGGAGCUCUUUGACAAGAUUCCUCGCAAACAGGUGGUGGAGAAACCGGCCCGGGCGAUGGAGCGGGAGGCCAUAGAAAUGGACAGAAGGAAUCGGACGUACACGUUACUGGAGGACAGCGACAGUGAUGGGGAAGAAGUGAAGGAGAAGCAAAAAGACAAAAAGAAAAACAAGGACAAAGGAAACAAGAGGAAGCACAUUAGACGGAAGAAAGAGAGUGAGUCGUCAAGUGAGGACGAAGCAGCUAAAGGGGGCAACUCUGGCCAAAGGGAGAACAAAUCUGUCAAGAAAGAUGAGGAGGAGGAGGAAGAAGAGGAGGAGUGGGAGAAGGAGGAGAGGGAGCGGCAGCAGGACAUCGAAGAGAGAGACGCUUUUGCCGAGCGAGUGAAGCUGAAAGACAAAGACAAGACCCGCAACAUAACAGAGAGGACGGACAAAAAGGCGUAUGAGGAGGCUCAGAAGAGGCUGAAGAUGGCUGAAGAGGAUCAGAAGAAUAUGUUGCCAGAGUUGAGGAAGCGCUCUCGCUGGGACUAUCUCAAGAAGAGAGAGGAAGAGAAGCUGGAAGAUCUGGAGGCUGAGAUCAGAGAUGAUGAGUACCUCUUCUCGACAGACGAGCUGACGGCGAGGGAGAAAAAAGAGUUGGAAUACAAACGCACCCUCCGCGACCUGGCCAAAGAUUACAAGAAGGCCGGGGCAAAAGAACAGGAUGAGAGGAAGAACAGAUACUACAUGCCGGAAGAGAGGCGGAGCAAGGAUGUGCCUCAGAGAGACCUGGAGCUGGAGGAGACUCCCAUGGAGCUGGGAGGAGAGCAGGGCCGGUGGGAGGAGGAGAGGCUGAAGACGGCCUCGCUCAGCUUCGGAGCCAAGAGGGAGAGAGAGCAGGGGAUGAGGCAGGAGCAGGAUAGGUACCAGCUGAUCCUGGAGGAGGACGAGAUGAUCGACUUUGUCAGCACCGCCAUCACGAUGAAGGGGACCCGAGCUGAAAAGGAACAGGAGGCUCCGGCUCUGUCACAGGCUGAGCAGAACAAACAGUCCAUGCAGGAGGUCCGCCGCAGCCUGCCCAUCUUCCCCUACAGAGAGGACCUGCUCGCUGCCAUCCAGGAGCACCAGAUCCUGGUCAUAGAGGGGGAGACGGGCUCAGGAAAGACCACCCAGAUCCCUCAAUACCUCCUGGAAAAUGGCUACACUGAAGGAGGCAUGAAGAUUGGCUGCACGCAGCCUCGCAGAGUGGCAGCCAUGUCAGUGGCGUCCAGAGUGGCUCAGGAGAUGAGCGUCAAGCUUGGAAAUGAGGUGGGUUACAGUAUUCGUUUUGAGGACUGCACGUCAGAGAGGACAGUGCUCAAGUACAUGACAGACGGCAUGCUGCUCAGAGAGUUUCUCACCGAGCCCGACCUGGCCAGCUACAGUGUGAUCAUCAUAGAUGAAGCCCACGAGCGCACCCUGCACACAGACAUCCUCUUCGGUCUCAUCAAGGACAUCGCCAGGUUCAGACCGGACCUCAAGGUGCUCGUCGCCAGCGCCACUCUGGACACCGAGCGCUUCUCCUGCUUCUUUGACGAAGCGCCGGUCUUCAGAAUCCCUGGCAGGAGGUUCCCCGUCGAUAUCUUCUACACUAAAGCUCCAGAGGCAGACUACCUGGAGGCUUGUGUGGUGUCGGUGCUGCAGAUCCACGUCACCCAGGCUCCUGGAGACUGUCUGGUAUUCCUCACUGGACAGGAGGAGAUCGAAGCGUGCUGUGAGAUGCUCCAGGAGAGAUGCCGGCGGCUCGGCUCAAAGAUAGCAGAGCUGCUGGUGCUUCCCAUCUACGCCAACCUGCCAUCAGACAUGCAGGCCAAGAUCUUUAACCCCACUCCCCCUGGAGCCCGCAAGGUGGUGGUGGCCACCAACAUCGCAGAAACCUCCCUGACCAUAGACGGCAUCAUCUAUGUCAUCGACCCCGGCUUCUGCAAACAGAAGAGUUACAACGCCCGCACCGGCAUGGAGUCACUCAUCGUCACGCCCUGCUCACGGGCUUCAGCCAACCAGCGAGCCGGACGUGCAGGCAGAGUGGCUGCUGGGAAAUGUUUCAGGCUGUACACAGCAUGGGCUUUCAAACAUGAGAUGGAGGAAACGACGGUGCCUGAGAUUCAGAGGACCAACCUGGGAAAUGUAGUCCUGCUGCUGAAGAGUCUGGGAAUAAAUGACCUCAUUCACUUUGACUUCAUGGACCCUCCUCCUCAUGAGACUCUGGUCUUGGCGCUGGAGCAGCUCUACGCUCUGGGAGCCCUAAACCACCUGGGAGAGCUAACAAAGCUGGGUCGCAGGAUGGCUGAGCUGCCGGUGGACCCCAUGCUGAGCAAGAUGAUCCUGGCCUCUGAGCAGUACAAAUGUUCAGAGGAAGUUUUGACGAUAGCCGCCAUGCUGUCAGUGAACAACUCCAUUUUCUAUCGGCCCAAAGACAAGGUGGUCCACGCCGACAAUGCCAGGAUGAACUUUGUGGUUCCAGGAGGAGACCACCUGGUGCUGCUCAACGUCUACACUCAGUGGCUGGAGAGCGGAUACUCCACUCAGUGGUGCUACGAGAACUUCAUCCAGUUCCGCUCCAUGAGGCGAGCCCGGGACGUCCGGGACCAGCUGGAGGGUCUGAUGGAUCGUAUUGAGGUGGAGGUGGUCAGCUCCCAGGGAGACAGCUUACCCAUUCGUAAGGCGGUGACGGCAGGAUAUUUCUAUCACACGGCGCGGCUGAGCAAAGGCGGCUACAAGACGGUGAAGCACCAGCAGACGGUCUACGUCCAUCCGAACAGCUCUCUGUUCGAGGAGCAGCCCCGCUGGCUCAUCUACCACGAGCUCGUCUUCACCACCAAGGAGUUCAUGAGACAGGUGAUUGAGAUAGAUAGCGGCUGGCUGCUGGAAGUGGCUCCUCACUACUACAAGAGCAAAGAGCUGGAGGACAGCAGCAGCAAGAAGAUGCCCCGCAAGCAGGGGAAGACAAAAGAGGAGCUGGGAUAAAGACAACAACAAAGCUCAGGUCCUUUUUGCAACAUUUGGCAAAAAAAAAAAAAAAAAAAAGACUCCUCCUGCCUCUCUAAGUGCACGGGGGGAAGAAAAACAGAAAAAUGACUGAGAAAUGUUGCACGCUACGUUAAAAUAAACAGGAAAUAGCUGUUUGGCACCAAGUCAGUCCACAAACAGGUUUUUGGUCCUCCACAUGAGAAAUUGUCUUCAGCAGUAUCAACAUUCAACGAAUGAAAUCUGGAGAAAAUAGUUUGAAGAUAAACACAUGGAGCAGAGAGAUGAAUGCAAGGAAGUGGGUCACACAUCACUGGUUUAAUGAUAACCCCGCCAUGACGUUCCAAGGAGGAACAAUUUUUUUCACCUGGAGACGAGUUUCCUGCAUUUUUCAUCUCGUGAAUGAACAUGAGACUUUUUGUUUGUUUCUCGGGCUGCUGAGCGCCCGCUGGACUCUUUCCUUUGAGUAAAGGUGCUUUGUCAAAUUAUUUCACAGUUUUGUGAAGGAACAGAAGCACUGUUAAAGUUAUGCAUGGACCACAACCAAGGAGCCUCCACCCAGCUGAAGAAGACGAGUUUUCAAACAUUCAGUUUCACUCACGUGUGUGAGGCGCCUUAUCUUGUUUAUUUUCAUUUUUUUUUAGACCAAUAAAGUUUUACAAUCACUUGUU